AUGACGAGCAACACCUCUCAUGUCGAAUUCGACAACGGCGGCGUUUUCACGCCCGGCCAACAAGUCACCGGCAAAGUGAUUUUGGAAAGAACCUAUCCGCUGAAGGCGAAAUUCCUGAAAAUCGUCAUCGAAGGCACCGCGCAUAAUCAAUGGAAUUGUCGAGAACACGAAAAAAUAAUCUUCGAAGGAACAUUCGGAUCUAUUCGAUAUACAGUAACCAUGGCUAUUGACAGAGUGUGGGCUCCAAAUAUUAAGAAGACCUAUAGCUUCACCGUUGCUCCCGUUUGCGAUUUGAACUUAAUACCUUUGGCGACAACCCCGAUCACAUGCUUCAGUUCAAAGAAAAGCGGAUUUCCAAAAAUGAGCAACAUCUCAAUGAGAACUAACGUUGGGCGUCAAGGCUUCAUUCCUGGGCAAAUAAUGGAAAUUCUUGUCGAUGUUGACAACAAUUAUCGAGUUCCUUUUCGUAAUGUUCGAAUCGACGCUGCCUUUGCUUUCGGAACGUUUCUUGAAACCGAAGGACCAAUUAUUAUCGGAAAUAUAGCCCUGAGAAGUUGCCAACCGGAAACAACUCCAAUUGUUGAGCCAGUAGCUAUUACUUCACAACCAUCAUCAAGUGUUCUUCCAACGACAGAUAUUGAAUCUCCUCCGUCAUAUUUGGAAGCAGUUUUUGGUUUCACUCAAAAGGAAAAUACUAACUCUGUGUACCCGAACGACAUCGAUAAGCAAUAA
This is a messenger RNA of Caenorhabditis bovis, 732 nucleotides long. The record is from the annotation of a GenBank genome assembly. NCBI's taxonomy places the organism in Eukaryota, Metazoa, Nematoda, Chromadorea, Rhabditida, Rhabditidae.